Triticum turgidum subsp. durum (durum wheat) is the source of this 1512-nucleotide messenger RNA. The record is from the annotation of a GenBank genome assembly. NCBI's taxonomy places the organism in Eukaryota, Viridiplantae, Streptophyta, Magnoliopsida, Poales, Poaceae.
AUGCGGCGCUGGUGUGCUUCCGGAGGGCGUCGGGUCUAUGGAGUCCGCCAUCCUCGAUGGACCAUUUGUGCUACAGUUGAUGAAAUUGCCAAUAUGUCUGCCCCUUUAAGGGAAAGAUAUCGUGAUGCACAUGCCGGCCCCAAACGAUGUUUAAAGUUAUCAAUGACAGAUGGCAUCCAACGCAUAUAUGGAAUCGAAUACAGGCCUAUCAAAGACCUGGAAGUUCUUGCUCCUGCUGGUUUUAAGAUUGUUAUAAGGAAUGUGCACAUAAAGAGAGGGCUUCUUAUGUUAGUCCCUGAGGUUAUUGAGAUUCUUGGUGGGGUAGUUGAUGAAUUGGAAGCAGCACGUGUCAGACUUGUUUCUGAAGUAAAUAAACCACCUCGUGGAAAAAGGAAACAAGGUGGAUUACCUUUGUCCUCCAGAGCCACCCUAGCUGCCUGGCCACGUAAUGUAAGCGCUGCAAAUGGUGGUGAGCAAGGCAUCUCAAUUGCAAGAACAGUAAACCCCUCUCAUCCAACAGGAUUAGGUAAUGGCUCUCAAGUUGGUAGAACUACACAAACAAUGGAAGAAGAGCGUGUUAACCAUCCUGUUGUAGUAAAUGGUGUCCGAGCACAACGUCAACAUUUCCAAGAAAACACUAUGCAGGACCGAUCUACUUCUCUUACUGGGAACAACGCAGAGGCUUCUGCACCUGCUACCUAUAGACAUGAACCCCAACAAAGCACUAGUAGAAUUGCACGAACUUUGGUAGAUGAAUAUGUUGACCAUCCUAUUGUGGCGAACAAUGUUGACGAGCAAAUACAACGUGUCCAAGAAAUCACCAUGCAGGACCAAGCUACUGCUUUUACUAGGAGCAGAGGAGAGCCUUCUACAUCUACUCCUUGUGGUGGGUAUGAUUCCCAACAAAGGGCACAUGACAUUCAUGCAACUGGUGCCAAUGGUGCGGAGGCUGCACGGCCUUCAACUGUUGAUGAUAAUACUGGUCAGAUGGAACAUCCAGUCAUUCUAAGUGGUGAAAAUGAAAAACCUUUCAUAUACAUUUUCAACUUGAUGGCACAUUGGACCAUAGAAAAGGAUACAAGACCCUACAUUCAAGGAAAAAUUAAGGGUUUGAUUACCUCUGUCAAACGAUUUCAAUUUAGGAAUCGCAGAGAGUACGAGCUUCUUGUGUGCAUAGAUGAUGGAAGUCAAAUUUCAGAGGCCUUUGUUGACUGUGCUAUUGUACGUAACAUAAUUGGCCACUCAUGUGAGGAGGUUUCAACUGCCGUUUCUGAUCCAACCUCAGAAUCGUACAUCGCUAUGAAACAAAUUCUGAGAGGAUUUCAGCAUUAUUUGGAGAAAUUUGAGGGUACAAUGCAUAUUGAGUACAACGGACAAUCUUCUCGACCUAUCGUGCGUGAGAUGAACGAAGGUUGUUCGACUGCUGAUGCAUGGCUCCUGCUUCAGAGGCUGAAAACGUGUACGGCUCAACGGCACAUCCGAAAUUUGGACUUUAUGGAUACCACUCCGUGA